CCGCACGGGAAGUAUAUGCGCCUCUGGGUCUCCCUGUUUCAGUGGAACAUCGGUGGGUUAGGGGUUCUUUCUCUGUGACUUCUCCUGGAUGUCACUCGGCCAGCAGCAGCUUCCCGAGGGCGUGAUGACCGACGUCCUCGCCCAAGGCCGAGCCGCCUGUUACAAGGCGCGGGACGCCUUCUAUGCGUGCUUGGAGAAGGAGGCGGACAAGAAGCCCACCGAGGUCGCCACCGUCGGCCUCCUCUACCCCGCGGAGUGCAAGGCCUCCCGAGCCCACUUCGUCAACCAAUGCCGCCCCACCUGGGUCAGGCACUUCGAUCGGCAGUAUUGUGCGAAGAAGAGGGUGCAGAGGCUUCUUGACAGCGAUGAAUCCCGGAGAGGCCCCAUCUCCCUCCCUCAGCCGUACACCUUCAAACCCUAAUUCUUUUCCCCCUACACCCCUUUCUUGAUCUUAUCGUUCUGUUAUUGGUCACGUCUUGAGUUAGUUUCGUCGAGAUGUUGUAUUGUUCUAUUAAAUCUUUCAAGGAUAGGCGGUUCUUGAUUGUAGACCUGUCAAGAAGUUUAUUUGUGUCUGUUGUCUUGUUGUUACGUUCUUUAUAAAUAUAUCCAUGAAUGGUGAUGUGAAUCUAGCAAUAAGGGGGAAAAGGUAGUUUGCUAUU
Elaeis guineensis (African oil palm) is the source of this 659-nucleotide messenger RNA. RefSeq lists its product as uncharacterized. Gene Ontology annotation, cellular component: mitochondrion. The record is from RefSeq and is a predicted model, not a curated record. Lineage: Eukaryota; Viridiplantae; Streptophyta; Magnoliopsida; Arecales; Arecaceae.